Molecule: messenger RNA, 1422 nt
Organism: Aspergillus sclerotioniger CBS 115572
Lineage: Eukaryota; Fungi; Ascomycota; Eurotiomycetes; Eurotiales; Aspergillaceae
Product: MFS general substrate transporter
Exons: 3
Coding region: 1-1422 (473 amino acids)
Biological process (GO): transmembrane transport
Cellular component (GO): membrane
Molecular function (GO): transmembrane transporter activity
Source: RefSeq, a predicted model, not a curated record
AUGACCUCCCCCAAACAGCGUCGAUGGUACCACAUGCGCUGGUUCUCCGAGGAGGAUAGUCGUGAAGAUCGGAAAUUGAUCCUUAAGCUCGAUGCCCUCAUUGUUCCCUAUGCCUUUCUGUCCUACUGGACGAAAUACAUUGACCAGGCGAACCUGAACAAUGCCUAUGUAUCGGGAAUGCAAGAAGACAUCGGUCUACGCGGUGAUGACCUGGUAAACCUGCAGACAAUAUACACCGUUGGUGCGGUGGUCGGCCAGCUUCCCUUUGCCUAUCUCUUCACCCGCGUGCCCAUCUCGUGGCUUAUCCCCAUCAUGGAUAUUUUAUGGGGGGUUUUCACUCUCCUGCAGUACCGGGCCGCCUCGUAUAGUGAGAUGAUGGCCUACAGGUUUCUGGUGGGAUGGUUCGAGGCGGCAUUCUUCCCCGGCAUGCAUUAUAUCUUUGGUGCAUGGUAUCGCGGAGACGAAAUCGCCCGUCGCGGUGGCUGCUUCUACGUGGGCCUCACCCUAGGUACGCUGACGGCCAGCCUCAUCCAAGCCGGGGCCUCGUCCCGUCUAGACGGAGUCGCUGGUCUAGCCGGCUGGCGCUGGAUGUUCAUCAUCUGCGCGGUGAUCACCAUACCCAUCGGCAUCCUGGGAUUCUUCGUCCUACCCGGCACCCCUGACAAGCCCAACCGUCUCAUCAUGCGCAAGGAGGACAUUCAACGCGGCCGCGAACGGCUCGAGCGCACGGGUCACCGCUUCACGAUCAGUGGCAUCUCAAUCCUGCACACGGUGAAAUCUCUCCUCCAGAAUCGCAGGUUUUACAUAUUCCUUGUCCUCGACAUUUUGUUCUGGAACGCAGGCCUCCAGACCUCCGCGGGCGGAUAUCUCCUCUGGCUGAAAUCCCUUAACCGCUUCAGCACCGCCACGCUAAACAACCUCUCCGCCAUUGCCCCAGCCCUAGGCAUCUUCUACACCCUUUUGGUAUGCUUCCUCUCCGACCUUUGCCUGGGUCCCGAAUGGGCCAUCGUGCUCGCCCACACGUGGAAUAGCCUGGGGCUGCUUAUCCUGACGAUCUGGGACGUCCCGGAGUCAGCAAAGUGGUUCGCCUUCUCGACAAUCUAUGCCUCAGUGGCCAUGUCGAGCGUACUGUACGGGUGGGUGAAUACCGAGCUGCGGUACUCGCCGCAGGAGCGGGCGGUGGUGCUGGUUGCGAUCAAUGCGGUGGCGCAGUCUACCACGGCUUGGACGCCAUUGCUGGUGUUUCCGACAGUCGAGGGGCCCCGGUUUACGAAGGGGUAUGCGUUUACAUUGGCAUGUGCGCUGAGCUUGAUUGUGUGUACCAUUGGGGUGUGGGCUGCUUGGCGAAGGAAGGGCGUGCAUGCAAGAGUCGAGGAUGAGGCCGAGGGUGAAGAAGAUGUUGUUGUUGUGACGGGGAAGUAG